Molecule: messenger RNA, 339 nt
Organism: Lathyrus sativus (Indian pea)
Lineage: Eukaryota; Viridiplantae; Streptophyta; Magnoliopsida; Fabales; Fabaceae
Source: the annotation of a GenBank genome assembly
AUGAAAUUUCAAUAUGUCUUUCUUCUCUUUGUUGUUCUAAUGACUUCUACUAUAGGUGUAAAAAAUCAAGUUAUCGCGAGUGUUUGGAAUCCAAUCCAGAAUGUAAAUGAUCCACAUGUAAUCGACAUUGCCAAAUACGCUCUUACCGAGCAUUUCAAGAGAAGCAAAUUAUAUCUGACGUUUGAUAAGGUCAUUAGUGGUGAGACAAAGGUUGAUGUUGGAACGACAUAUUGUCUCAAUAUUUCAGCUACUUUCGUUAUUUCUAAUAAUUAUAAUGUUGUUGUGUUUGAGAAUAAACAAUUUAGGAACCUCAUUAAGUUUGUCAUUCUUCCUGGUUAA